AUGCGGGUGAGGCUGAAGAGCGUCUUUGUGCUGUACCUCGUGGUGUCGCUGCUGGGGCUGCUCUGCGCGCUGCUGCAGCUCGGGCAGCCCUGCGACUGCUCACGGAGGAGUGGGGGGGGGUUAAAGGAAGGGAUGCGGGACCCCCCCCCCACCCCCAUCGCAGCUGGGGGAGAAGCGCUGCCCACCAUCUUCGUGGUGACCCCCACCUACGCCAGACCUGUGCAGAAGGCCGAAUUGGUGCGGCUCUCCCAGACGCUCCUCCACGUCCCGUCGCUGCAUUGGUUGGUGGUGGAGGACUCCGCAGCCCCCACCCCAUUAGUGGGGGGGCUUUUGGCCUCCAGCGGGCUCAGUUACACCCACCUUUACGCCCCGACCCCCCCCGGAAAGCGUCGCAAACCCGGGGACCCCCCCUGGCUUCGCGCCCGGGGGGUGGAACAGCGGAACCGAGCGCUGCGAUGGCUGCGGGAAACGCGGCGGCCCGGAGAGAGCGGCGUGGUUUACUUUGCUGAUGAUGACAACACGUACAGCCUGAGGCUCUUCCAGGAGAUGCGCAGUACCCGGGGGGUCUCAGUCUGGCCGGUGGGGCUGGUGGGGGGGCUGCGUUUCGAACGGCCUUUGGUGGAGGGGGGGCGCGUGGUGGGCUUCCACACGGCCUGGAAACCCGAGCGGCCCUUCCCCCUGGACAUGGCGGGGUUCGCCGUGGGGCUGCCCCUCUUAUUGGCCCACCCCGGGGCACGUUUCGACCCCGAGGCUGAGAGGGGGUACCUGGAGAGCAGUUUGCUUGGGGGGCUGGUGACCCCCGCCCAGCUGGAACCCAAGGCUGACAACUGCACACAGGUGCUGGUGUGGCACACGCGGACAGAGAAACCCAAACUGCGGCAGGAGGAGCAGCUGCAGCGCGAGGGGAGGGGGUCCGACCCCCACAUCGAGGUCUGAAGGACCCCCCGCCCCACAACCCCCCCCCACCCACCCCAGUGGGUGUAUUUAUUUGGGGGGGGGGGGAAUCUCCGAUUUUUCUGGGGACCCCCCCCCCCCAUAUUUCCUCUGCAAUAAAAUAACUGUGCUCUGUC
Molecule: messenger RNA, 1070 nt
Organism: Gallus gallus (chicken)
Lineage: Eukaryota; Metazoa; Chordata; Aves; Galliformes; Phasianidae
Gene: B3GAT3
Product: beta-1,3-glucuronyltransferase 3 (glucuronosyltransferase I)
Biological process (GO): chondroitin sulfate proteoglycan biosynthetic process; carbohydrate metabolic process
Cellular component (GO): Golgi membrane
Molecular function (GO): galactosylgalactosylxylosylprotein 3-beta-glucuronosyltransferase activity
Source: RefSeq, a predicted model, not a curated record